Ogataea angusta is the source of this 870-nucleotide messenger RNA. RefSeq lists its product as uncharacterized. The transcript is spliced from 2 exons. Gene Ontology annotation, molecular function: calcium ion binding; gluconolactonase activity. The coding region runs from base 1 to 870 and encodes 289 amino acids. The record is from RefSeq and is a predicted model, not a curated record. Lineage: Eukaryota; Fungi; Ascomycota; Pichiomycetes; Pichiales; Pichiaceae. Gene Ontology annotation, biological process: L-ascorbic acid biosynthetic process.
AUGGCGACGAACGUGACUCAGGGCAAAAUCCACAGGGCCUUCCUGGAAAACCCAGACAAGGUGGAGGAGUACAAAGUGAGCGGCAGCGUGGGUGUCAUUGGGUUUACUGAAGACCCAGACGUCUACGUUUGUGGUGUAGAAGACGGUAUCGGCCAGUACAACUUGAAGACAAAGCAAUUCAAGUACAUGGCCAAGUACCCGGAGAAGCAACACUUCAAAAAGGCGGUGCCAUUGCGCUCGAACGAGGGCGCCAUUGACGCCGAGGGCAACUUCUGGAUCGGCACGUUUUGCGACUUUGUCGCAGAAAAGCCCAAUCAAGCUACCUUCUACAAAUUUUUGAAGGACGACUGGGAACACCCGAAAAUCAUCAAGGACAACGUCACGUGUCCGAACGGACUGAACUGGCAUGACGACAUCAUGUAUUGGACAGACACCGAAAAGGGCAUCUACAAGUACAAAUUCGACAAGAGCACCGGACUGCCUGAUCUGAGCACAGAAACUCUGUUUCUCCCUGUUUCCAAGAUCAGAUCGCUGAUCGGCAUCAUGGGCGAGCUGGGACCCGACGGCUCGUGCAUCGAUGCCUCGGGAAAUCUGUACGUUGCAUUGUGGGGCGGGGCCAGCGUGAUCAAGGUCAACCCGGAGGGAGACAUCGUCCACAGAUGGACUUUCCCUGCGCAGAGAGUCAGCUGUGUCACGUUGGGCGGUCCAGGCCUCGACGAGAUGUUUGUCACCACUGCAGACCUCAAUCUUGACAACCCUGACAAGCUGAGGUCUGUUCCUCUGGACGAGGGCGGCAAGCUGUUCCACAUCAAGCUGACUGGGGUCAAGGGUGUUCCUAAGAACAAAUUCAAGGGCAAGCUGAUUGUUUAG